AUGUCUCGCCCUGCCCAGGGCACAUGCAUCCCCACCAAGACCCAAUACCCCUGCCCAGACAGACGCCUCGCGGACAGGCACCUACAGAUGGGCACCCACGGACCUGCUGUGUCAGGGACGGCUCCUUCCGACCGUAGGGUGACGGACAAUGACGGGCGCUGCCUGCCCCUCCUGGCUCCGGGGCAAGCCAAGGCCAGCACCUACAAACUGCGCUUUGAGACUGCGGCGUACUGGCAGGGGCUGGGGCACACCAGCUUCUACCCCUACGUGGAGGUUGUCUUCACCAUCGUUGACCCAGCCCAGAAGCUGCAUGUCCCACUGCUGAUCAGCCCCUACUCCUAUACAACAUACCGGGGCAGUUAAGGAGCGAGGCACGUCUUCCACAAAGCAGCUGCAGCUCCAGGGAGGGACGCAGGGCACCGUGGGGAACGUAGGAGACUGACACCAUUAAAGGCUUCAAACAGCA
Struthio camelus australis is the source of this 466-nucleotide messenger RNA. The record is from RefSeq and is a predicted model, not a curated record. Lineage: Eukaryota; Metazoa; Chordata; Aves; Struthioniformes; Struthionidae.